Gongylonema pulchrum is the source of this 426-nucleotide messenger RNA. Lineage: Eukaryota; Metazoa; Nematoda; Chromadorea; Rhabditida; Gongylonematidae. The record is from the annotation of a GenBank genome assembly.
AAGAGCAUGAAGAAGAAACAUUUGGAGUGGUUUUUAUCCGAGAUUGAAACAUUCAAAAAUCCAAAAGUACAACUUGAGCAAUAUUCAACGAGCGUCGCACUUGCAGAGGCUAUACUGGCUGCAAUAAAUGAUGAAGGAUGUCUUGAGGGUUGUACAGUGGCUGAUUUGGGAUGUGGUUGCGGCAUAUUGCUGCUGGGAGCAGUUAAAUUGGGCGCGAGUUAUGGCUUAGGUAUUGAAAUCGAUGAGGACGCGCUGAAAAUUUGUCAAGCAAAUAUUGAGCAUUGCGGUUUGGAAAGUAAUGUGGAUGUAUUGCGGCUGGAUGUUACAAAAGCAAUAACAGGCAUAAAACCAGCUUUUGACACAGUUAUUAUGAAUCCACCAUUCGGCACCAAAAAUAAUUCUGGCAUACCUGAUGGUAAAAAAUAG